Mya arenaria is the source of this 1637-nucleotide messenger RNA. RefSeq names its product FMRFamide receptor-like. Gene Ontology annotation, molecular function: G protein-coupled receptor activity. The transcript has 2 exons. The coding region runs from base 517 to 1605 and encodes 362 amino acids. NCBI's taxonomy places the organism in Eukaryota, Metazoa, Mollusca, Bivalvia, Myida, Myidae. Gene Ontology annotation, biological process: G protein-coupled receptor signaling pathway. The record is from RefSeq and is a predicted model, not a curated record. Gene Ontology annotation, cellular component: membrane.
CUCAAAUGUAUUGAAACAUAUGCCGUCUUAGAUUCUUGAUUGGCAUUUGAUGAAAUCGUUACACCUGUAUUGAAACAAAUGUGUGACUAUUUUAUGGCGAAAGUAUUUAUUAGAUAUACAUAAAAAUGCGUGCUUUGAGACUUAACUUUAUUGUGAUGGAACCUUUGACAUUUUAGCCAGCACAAAUAAUGCAUGGAUACAUUUUAGCUUGGUGUAAGAGAUGAAUGAUUACAGGGGAAACGCGGUGAUUGAACUAAUAUUGAUAUUGUUUAAAACUUACUGGUAUCAAUAUGGACCUGCAUACUAAUAAAUGUGAUUUCGAAAUGGAAAAUGACAAAAAAGGAAUUCAGCAAAGCGCACUUGUACGAAUUCUUGCAGAUGGUUUGAAUGGCAAACCAAAACGUUAUUCAGAAUAAUUAUUAUUUAGCAUAAUUUGUAAAAUGUGCAGGAUUGAUGUUGAAGACGUAAUUCAUUUCGUAUACCGGAACUAUUUAAAUCGGAUAUAACCUUUCAAAUAUGGACUGUAUGCAGUUUGACAACGCCACCGUUCUGACCGGAAAUGAACGCCUUCUAGCGGAGACCAGCCAAAUCAUCUAUGGAUACGUGCUUCCGGUCGUCUGCUGCUCCGGAAUAUUAGGCAAUCUCAUGAACUUUGCUAUUUUGACGAGAAGAAAAUUAACCAAGUCUUUCAAACGUUUGGAAAAGGCUGCGAACUAUUGUCUCAUCGCGCUGGCAAUCUCAGAUUUAUGUUUUUGUUUGUUCGCAUUUCCAAACUCGUUUUUGCCAAGUAAUGAUUUAUUCGAGGAGAAAGGAUUCUUGUUCUAUUACAGGAUGUAUUGUUCCGGGAUACUCAAUAUAUUUAUUUUAACAAGCACGUGGCUUACUGUUACCAUGUCCGUGGAGCGAUAUCUGGCAAUUUGUCAUCCUUUCAAGCAGACGUUCUAUCUUACCAUUAAGAAAACAAAGACUGUCAUAGUAUGCGUGUACAUAUUUUGCGUGAUAUUCAACAUUCCCGUGUUUUGGAGAUAUGAUGUUAAGAUGGUCUCCUGUAAUAAUGGAACGGAGCUGUUUUAUCAGCCUGUCCAAGUAAUGCUGGGUCACAGUGAAAUGUUUGAAAACAUCUACAGAAUUCUAUGGGCAAUAAUUGGCAACUUUGCGCCGCUGAUUCUCCUGAUCGGCUUCAACAUCUGCUUAUGCCGAAAGAUCCACAAAUCUUUCAAGUUCCGCCAAAAGUUCCGAACCGAGGAACAGCAAGGUCAGAGUGACGCAGGACAGACGCUGACCAUAACUCUAGUUGUGAUUGUUGUAAUGUUUUUAAUCCUAGUCGCGCCUUCGGAGGUAGUGAUGCACGUGGGACAAAUCAUGCAUCGGGCUGACGAUGCGACUUACAAGACAAUUGAAAUUGUAUUGAACUUCAUGCAAUCUAUAAACUUCUCUGUAAAUUUCGUUUUAUAUUGCAUAAUAAGCCCGUACUUUCGACGGACACUUAAAUAUAUCUUGUUCUGCAAGUGGUACUUCACUCGGAGAAAGAAGUUUUAUCUUGAAGUAUCAAUGAAGAAAGUUACCUUCUCACAUUACUCUCAAAGAUCCAGCUCAUGUCAUUGAUGAAUAUGUUUAACAGAUGCUAUAUCCAGCUA